Molecule: messenger RNA, 4903 nt
Organism: Condylostylus longicornis
Lineage: Eukaryota; Metazoa; Arthropoda; Insecta; Diptera; Dolichopodidae
Product: mucin-19-like
Exons: 3
Coding region: 57-4832 (1591 amino acids)
Cellular component (GO): extracellular region
Molecular function (GO): chitin binding
Source: RefSeq, a predicted model, not a curated record
CUAGCAAAAUUUUAAAUUAUCCAGUAUACGAAUCGAAUUCGAAAAACGAACUAAAAAUGAAACAAUUUGCAUUUUACAGUGCUGUCCUUGUGAUAGCGUACUCGACUUUAGCAUCUACUCAAAAUCAGAUUGAUUGCAAUGGUAGGUCAUCAAUAUGUUUGGGACCAUUAAGUUAUAAAAAUUGUGCUGAUAAUGGAAACGGUGUUAUGACAGCAAAUGAUGAACCAGCUCAAUUAUGUCCAACCGGAUAUAGAUGUGCAAGUGUUGGUCGUGACGCAUGUAUGCCAAUAAAUCCAACCAGAGCUAGUAGAUCUUCUGCUGUUGAAAAUGUUACUCAAACUGCCGAACAAGCUGUAACUGAUAUAAAUAAUGAUAAUUUAAAUAUUGAUGCAGCUGAACCAGUAAAUAGUGCCAGUUUAGUAGAUGAACCUGUUAUUUCAGUCAGCCCAGAUGAAUCAGUAGCAAAUCAAACUGAAGGAAAUAAUGUAGAACUUAUUGAACAAACUAGUGAAACUCAAAUCACUCCAGAUAAUGUAACAGAAAUAGUAAUCGUAUCUGUAACAGAAGUACCUUCUGAGGCACCAACAAAUUCGAACAUAGUAGUAACAACAACUGUAUUGCCAACAGAAACCAGUGAACAACCUAUUUUUUCUUCAAUUGAUUUAGAAAACUCGACUGUUGUUGAUCAACCCAAUGAAAAUGCAAAUGGAAACCUAGAAGGAAUAGCAGGAGAACAACCAUCCAUGGGAAAUCCAGGUGAAUUAAAUCAUGGAGAUAUUGCAUCAAAUGCUACCGAGGCUGGAGAAGUAUUUUCACCUGCUACUGAAUUAGUAAAUCAAGCUACUGAAGCCUCGGUUCCCCCAACAGAGGUUUCUGUUAAAGAAACAAGUCCAUCUACAGGCACCACAAUAAUUGAAGUUUCAACAAACUCACCUCAAAAUGAAGUGGUAGAUACACUUUCCACAAAUCCUUUAGAACCAGUUUCCCAAGACCCAAUAGAUCCAGCCCAAACUGAAGUUGCUCCUAUAAAUCAAUCAGAAGUUUCUCUUCAAAGCCAACAACCAAACAUCGCUCCAGAUGAAAACGUUGUAGGAGCAGUUCAAGUGGACCAAAGCACUGCUCAAAGUGCACCAGAAACUCAAAACGUCGCAUCUAAUGAUGCUCAAGCUAAUCAAGAUGCAACAAUUCAAGAUACCGUUGCUGGACAAAAUGAUUUAAGUGUGCCAGCACCUGUCGAAGCUGUCAAUGUAAACCAGGUUGAAGAAACAAUUCCACAUGAACAACCUCUUUCGAUUCCAGAAUCACAAAGUAAUAUAAAUGAAGAAAAUCAGUCUCCUAGCGUACAACAAGCAAAUAUUGCUCAAAGUGGACAACCAGAUCCGAUUGAAGGACAAACAGCUAAUAUUCCACAAAGUGAACAAUCGUCCAUUGGUGAAAAUACAACAUCUCAAGGUGAACAAGUCAAUUUAAGUCAAAAUUCCGAUCCGUCCUCUCCAAAUGAACCUACUGUUCAAAGCCAAACUGAACUAAGUGAACAAACUCAAAGCACAGCUGUUAUUGGAACCAUUCUAGACAGCUCCACAACAAAUGAACAAGGUAGUGUAAUAGCAAACUCAAAUAGUAUUACAAAUGAUCCUUUAGUAAAUUCAGUUCAAGCUGAAUCGGCUAGCACCGGUGUUGUAAGUGAACAGGAAACACCAAUUCAAGAACAAACAGAUACCCCCACACAAGCAGAGGGAAACAAUGUAGAGCAAGGAAGUCCAAGUGGCUCAACCCAAAAUGAAGUAGGAACUUCAAAUCAAGCUGGAUCAACAAAUCCGGUUAUAGAUUCACAAAAUAGUGCAAACCAAAGGCCCGUAAGCAGUCCGACACAAGGUUCGCAAACCGACUCAAUUAGCACUUCCCAAGGAGAACAAAUCAAUCCAACACAACUACAAACGAAUGUGCCUCCACAAGCUCCCUCAAGCGAUGCAGAUCAAAAUGUAUUAACCAGCCCAGUUCAAAAUGAAACCGUGAUUGAAGAUAAUGGAGUAAUUCAGGGAUCACCAAAUAAUUCAGAUCAAGAACAAGUGAAUGUAAAUCAAAGCGGUUCUAAUAACCAAAACAAACCAACUGCAGCUCAAGGUGAACCAAUUAAUCCCACUCAAGAGCAAGUAAAUACCCCCUCGGAAUCCUCAAAUAAUGCUGCAAAUCAAGGCCAAGGAAUUUCAAACGAAUUCGCAAAUCAAGGUUUAAAUGAAUCAGCUGGCGCAGUUGAAUCGACACAAAAUAAUUCUAUUCAAGGACAAACCGGAAAUUCUAUGCAAAAUGAGCUAUCAAACGUUAAUCAAGGAGAAUUAGGUAGCACUUCCCAAAGCGCACAGGGAGUUUCGAAUAACGUAGAACCAACUAAGCCCAUUCAAGGAGAGCAAACAUAUCCUGUUCAAGAGCAGACAAAUGUUCAAUCACAAGGUUCUCAACAUGGUUUACAAAAUCAAGGCCAAGCAGGAUCUUCCACACAAGGGCAACAAACGAGUGUAGCUACAGAUGGGUUAAGUGGCUCUGCUCAGAGCGCAUCAGCAAAUCCAAUCAGUAAUGAGUCCGCUAAUACAGCACAAAGUCAAUCAGACAGUUCCGUUCAACAGCAGACAGGUGUCAAUAACCACGACUUGCAAGGUGUAGCAAAUCAAAACGGACCAGGUAACACAGUGCAAAAUGAGCCUGAAAACCAAAUUUUAGGCGGCUCAUCUAAUACAGUCGAAAUUGCACAAGAUAGACCAAUAGAAGGACAAAUUGGUACUUCCGCUCAAGGUGAAGCAGGUAAUGUCAACGGACUUAGUGGUUCUACUCAAAAUGUACCACCAACCACAAGUAACGUUGAAUCUAUUAACACAGUUGCAGAUCAACAAACCCAUCCAGUUCAACCAGCCUCUUCUCAAGACAACUUAAAUCAGUCCGGAUUGGAGAAUCCCGCUCAAAAUGCAAGUCCAGAUUUAGGAGCGACAGCCACCAUUGCUGGAAGUCCGUCAAUUAAUUCAGCCCAAGGAAUUCCAGAGGUCCCUGCACAAAACGGACAAGAAUAUGUGCCGGACGCAGGACCAACUGGUUACCCAGCUGCCACAGUAAAUGGUGAAUCAACCAGCACAGCACAAAACAAGCCUAAUGAUUCAACACAAAAUCAAUCUGGUAUUUCUAAUCAGAAUUCACAAGGCGGCAUUGAUCAAAAUGGUUUAAUAAGUCCGGUUCAAGGUGGAAAUGCUAGCCCAAGCGAAAGUGGUACAACUAAUGCAGGUUCGCAAGGAAGUUCAAUCCAGGAUCCAUCAAACCAGUCACCAUCAAAUCAGCAAAUCGGUACACAAGUCGGUUCAAGUGCUUUACUUCCCAGUGCUCCUAACAGUUCAACAAGCCAAAUUCAAGAACAGCAACAUAAUCCUAUUCAAGGUGGACAAAUCAAUCCAGUUCAAAGUGGUUUAACCGGUUCGAAUCAAAUUGGAUCAACAGGUACUUCUCAAGGCAGCGGUAUUCAAUCUCAGGUAGGCGGUACCGCACAAAAUGGACAGACUACCGGUGUAGAUGAACAACCAACAGUUUCCAAUCAAAACAGUUUGAGUGGAUCAGUUGGACCAAACCAAGGCCAAGAUAUUAGUCCAGUUCAAGGGCAAUCAACCACUUCAGUACAAAAUCAACAUGGAACUGUUGGCGGAAAUGGAAUUGGAAGUCCAAUUUCAGGUAUAUCAACAACUAAUCCUGAAAGUCAAUCUGAAAGCGCUUCUACUGGAGAACAUAUCCAAGGGCAAUCAACCACUUCAGUACAAAAUCAACAUGGAACUGUUGGCGGAAAUGGAAUUGGAAGUCCGAUUUCAGGUGUAUUAACAACUAAUCCUGAAAGUCAAUCUGAAAGCGCGUCUAGUGGAGGACAUGUCCAAGGCCAAUCAACCACUUCAGUACAAAAUCAACAUGGAACUGUUGGCGGAAGUGGAAUUGGAAGUCCAAUUUCAGGUGUAUCAACAACUAAUCCUGAAAGUCAAUCUGAAAGCGCUUCUACUGGAGAACAUAUCCAAGGACAAUCAACCACUUCAGUACAAAAUCAACAUGGAACUGUUGGCGGAAGUGGAAUUGGAAGUCCAAUUUCAGGUGUAUUAACAACUAAUUCUGAAAGUCAAUCUGAAAGUGCUUCUACAGGAGGACAUGUUUCAUCAGUACAAUCUCAGUCAGGAGCUCCAACUCAAGCUGCAGAAGGACACAAUAAUCCAACUCAAGGUGGUUCCACUAGUAACACAAUCAAUAACGGAGUACAACAACAAAGUUCUUCGCAAUCAUCUGAGUCAGAUCAAUCAGUAGAAUCAAUUGAAAGUAACGAAACUGUUGAAAAAAUAAAUAAUAAUGUUGCAGAAAAUGCGAAAAGCCCAGAAUCUGUAGAAUCUGAUGAAGAAUCAAGCGAAAGCAAAACAAAUGAAACAAAAAAUUCUUCUGAAACUGUUGAGUCUAAAGAAUCUAAUGAAACCUCUGAAGAAACUAAUGAAGCUAGUAAAGUUUCUAUAUCUAAACAAUCUAAAGAAACUUCAGAAGAAACUAAAGAAACCAGUGAAACUGAUGAAUCAGAUGAUAAUUCAAGGAAUAAUUUUGGACUCCAUCCUGCCCUACGUAAUAAUAAAAAUUUAAGAGAACAAAUUUUAAAAAAAUUGAAAAAAUUUGAAUGCAACGAAGAAGGUGUAUUUGCCGAUCCAAAAAGUUCUCAUAAAUACUACAUUUGUAACUUGAAAGAUACUAAAUUAAUUAAAAAUCACAUGAAAUGCAAUAAAGAUCAAAUAUUUGAUACUACGAAUUUAACUUGCAUACAGUCAACACAUUAGAAUUAAAUAAAAUUAUAAUCGCAUUGUAAAAAUAUUGUAGAAAAUUUGUACAGCAUAAUAAAAAUAAUACG